This is a messenger RNA of Bursaphelenchus xylophilus (pine wood nematode), 7610 nucleotides long. The record is from the annotation of a GenBank genome assembly. Lineage: Eukaryota; Metazoa; Nematoda; Chromadorea; Rhabditida; Aphelenchoididae.
AUGGCCGCGGUUCUGUCGUUGAUGCCGGAGGUCAGCAAGAAUGGGCUUCUGCAAUGUGUGAUCUGUGGGAGGGAAGGUGCUGGGAAACAUUACGGAAUUCAAUCGUGUCUUGGGUAAGUCGAAGGUCUUGAAACUAAAUUUGAAAAUUUGAAUUAAAAUUUUUUUAAAAUUUUUGGGUUCUUUGCGCUAAAGAAGUUUAAAUUCCAAUCGAACUGGUAUGCCUUGGUCUUUGUGGUGCGGUAAUUAAAUGAUUAAUGACUGGUCGUCUGAUUACUUAGAGUAUAUCCCGCGCUUAAUUUAAUAAUAAAAAACAAAAACUAUUACUAAAAUGACUUGUCCUUUGUUUGCACAACACAAUUCGUACAUUUUGAUACCAUCAAAUUUGAUAAGCAAGCUUACACGAUCUCUGUUAUUCUUUGAAGUACAUUUUUAUUAAGACUGUCAUUUAAUUUGUUCGAAACUACAUCUCUUUUCAUGAAUUUUACACUUCAAGUUGUGACGCCAUCCUUUUUUUAACCUUAUUAACUUUUGUUGUAGUUUAUGGGCUUAACGUGACUACCAUUUUUAUACUUAUCGCAAUCUCAUUUAUGAGGUGAUAGGCUCCGAAAGCAAUUUGAAAAAAAGCAAGUUGCCUUGGGGGAAACACACGUGGUCUGGUAUCUUCUUCCGUUCUCUCACUCCAGUUUCUAGGCUUGUUUUUUACAUAAGCAAAGUACAAGAAGACAAUUGAAAACACGGUCCAGACCACUUCCUAGUUGCCCAAUAUCUUCGUUGUAGCAGAGCAAGGGGCGCUUAGAUCAUUUUUGUUUAGUCAGCCAAUGAAUGUUCAAUGCUCGUCCCGAAAACAUUUGGUUUCCUCACGUGGGGGGAAUGCAAGGAAAGGAGCAGUGAACGUUAUAGAUAGGACGGGGUCGUUGUUAGUGUGUUAACGGUUCGAUCGGAAAAAAACAAACACAUUGGAGUAGCAAUAUAUUUACUUUUUCUGAGACAAGAAGAAGUGAUGAUAAAAUGAGAGCACAAACUAUACGAUUACAGGUGCAAGACCUUCUUCCGUCGCGCUGUAAUCCACAAUCGGCGAUAUUUCUGCGAGAAUAACCUGCAAUGUGAUGCGAGGGAAAGGAAAAGCCGAGGACCAUGUGCGGCUUGCCGAUUGCAUCGAUGUUUUAUGGCUGGAAUGUCCAAAGAAGGUAUAGUAAACACUGAUUUACAACCUACAUCUCUCCCUUUCCAUUCAAAUUGUUUUUGCAUUGACUGAUAUCAUUUUCAAAUGUGAUAACUUUUCUUUUUUCAGCUCUCAAAGGAAAACGAGAUAUCAUUCCGGUAAAAACAAAAAUUCGACGGAGUCGACAGGCUUCCUUUGACGAUAAACAAACUCCAUCUCCAAGGACCACCCCAGAAGAACAUCAGCAGCCAGUCUACAGCAAUAAUUUGAUAGAUCCACUAACAGAAUUAGACUACCGUACUCGGGAGAACAAACUUUUGAGAUUCGAUUCGAUGACAAGGGCAAGGAAAUUGUCCUGUGACAUCUCACAAUCCGUAAGUUUUUCUUUUUACUGAUGCGUCUUCUAAUUCUUUAAUAAUUUAUUUUUUUGCAGUACCCACCGUUUGCAUACUUCACGGGCCUUCGAAUAGUAGAUACAGUGGAAUUAGCAGCUUUGGCUUCGGUAGAAAUGUAUGCUAUGGUCGAAUGGGCCGAUGGGUUGUCCUUUUUCCACAAUCUUACUGUAACUCAUCGAGCGGCGGCUCUCCGACGAUUCUCGGUAUUCCAAUUGGUUAUUGAAACGGGUUAUUGUACUGCUCUGUCUUCAUACAAUGACGCCUGGAUGAUGCCGAAUGGAACUUGCAUGCCCAGAGACGUCGCAUUUUUACCGGAAGAGAGUCAGGUGAGUUAUUGCAAUUCUCAUUUGAUCAUAAAAUUGAGAAAGUAAGGACAUUGGCUUUGGAAAUGUGAUAUUCUUUCAGAAAAUUGUGAAUCCCGACAGAGCGUGGCGUCAAGAGAAGCUCUACCAUCAGAUGACGAACAGUUGUAUCGAUGAUGUGGCCAUGCCCAUGAGAAGAUUACACAUUUUACCUCAAGAAUUGGCUACUUUGAAAGUGAUUUGUUUCUGUCAAAGCUGUCAAUUUGUGUGCCGUGAGACGGUGGAGGACGAGAAUAUGAUCGAAUGCAGUUUGGCCUAUAUUGAGGAGUUCAAGGACAAGGUCAUCAAAGACCUCUUUGCCUUCUAUCAGGCCCAGCGUAUGCAAAAUUAUGAAGGUCAGUAUAAUAUGGAAGCUUAUGUUAAUAUUGGGACCAUAAUUGAAGUUUCUUUUAUUUCAGAACGUUUCGGCAAUCUUCUGCUAAUUGUAUCAGGAAUUGUCUCCACAGCCACGUUUUUACGCGAGAGUUAUCAAGUAAUGCGAGUUUUUCGUAUCGUAUUAUUCGACAGUUUCACCGAAAAGUUGUUAUUCUCUGCCGAAACAGAUAGUUACAUGAUGUAAAUUAUGUUUUCAAUAAAGAUUUUACCGUAUUCUUGUUUAGCCAAUGUGUCAAGUUUCCCUUUUCGGGUCGAGUCUUUUUCUACUGCUUUACGUCGCGAUCGGCAAUUUUUACCUCCAACAUAACUGAAACUUUCCAAAUACAGGUAAAUUCGUGAAGAAAGUGGCGCGCUUAAGACGAAGAAGAGACGAGAUCCAGCAGCGGUUCGUCUGGGUUCAAAAAGUAGAUUCGCCGAGAGAGCGUGGGACGUGCAGAGAGUGGCAGAGAAUCUUUCUUUUGAGCGCAAAAAACUCGGACGCCUGCAUUUUCCCCUUCUUUUUUUGAUUCCGCUCAAGACUCUGGCUCUAUGACAACAUAAUAAGUGUAAUUCUGGAGAACUAAAUGAGCGUCUUGGAUUGCUCCGUGUUAUUUAUAUUAUUUAUAAGGUCUGAAGGGGAAUGGGCGGGAAACUUGUCUCCUUUUAGUCGAAUAUCGAAGAUCUUUUCUGUAAUUUUGUGUUGAAAUUGUUUACAGACAAGCUUCCUUUUUGGUGUAACGCGAGCGUUUCACAUAUGUUUUCGUGAUGUUUCUCGCACGCUUAGUGUUUUCUCCCAAAUGUGCGUUAUCUUUUUGGUCGCGAUCGGUUUUCAAUCAAUUCUUCUAUCAAAAAAUGUUGAUAAUCUUUUAUUUUAGGGUUUAAUGGAUGGGAAAUCCACCUUUUCUUCGUUCCCAUUGCCUCAAAGUAGCUCCGGAAAUCAACCGUUUCAAAAACCAUCUAAAGUAAGAUCGUAUUUCUAGAUUAUUGUAUAUUCGGUGUUUAGAAUUUGAGAUGGAAGACCGGAGAUGGGCCGCCGAAACGGCGGACGGGCGGCAUUCGUCCAUUCAAACCAAAGACAACAAAUGAGGACAGUGUGAUUCGGGUGGACAAGAUGAAGAUCUGUAAGUUCCUUUUAUCUGUGUUACCCUUUCUAUUAUUAAUUUUUUUGCGAGACCUAAGCGAUGAAUAAUUCUUCUUUUAGUGGAAGAGCUUAAUGAUUUGCGAGGUUCUCAUUGUCCCAAAGUCUUACAUAAAUACCAGAUAUUGGUGAAGCGAGAUGAACUGAUGUGCAAACUUAGAGUGAAGAAUACAGAUGUUAAAACUGCCAGGGUUUUAAAUGUAAGUUUUUGUUAUUUUUCUGCGAAGUUUGGGUACAAGUGAUGACACCUAAACUAAAAAAUUUUAUUUUCAGGCACAAUGUCCGGACAUGUGCCCCGAGAAAGAAAGAUAUAUGAGGGAGCUGCAAAAGUUAUUGAAUGAUUACGAAUGUGAUGAACAUGGCAAUUUAAUCCCCGAGAAAGCAGUUAAGGAUUAUGCACGGUCAGCUGCUGAUCAAGAAGAGCCUUUACCCCAUGAACUCCGACCUCCGCAGGUCCUAAAGAAGACUAUGGAUUAUCUGGUAACCGAGUUCAUGCUCGUGCCACCUCCAAGAUCAGAAUUGCCCAAGUGGUACGACUUCUUAUGGACAAGAACACGGUCUAUUCGGAAGGAAAUCACCCAACAGAUGUUGUGCGAUGAGCUGGCAGUGGAUCUGGUGGAAAAAUGCACCCGGUUUCAUAUUUUCGCAGGAUAUGCUAUGAUUGGAUUUGACGUAGGUUACAUCUUUUGGUUUGAUACUAAUAAUUUUUCAUUAUUCAUUUUGUGUUUUCAGCAAAAUACCUUUAAUGAUCGACUGAAUACUGAGAACCUAUCGAAAUGUAUUCAAACCUUGAGGCAUAUUUAUGACGAUCUGGCCAAAAAGAACAUCUACUGUCAGUCCGAGCCUGAAUUUCGAGCUUACGAUAUUCUUCUCAAUCUGUCGGAUUCGAAUGUGUUGAGGUAUGUGGUUAUUUUUUAUUUUUAUUUUUCUGUUUAGUAUUGUCAGAUCAUAUCGACCGGAAGUUCGUCAGUCGGAGAAAUUCCACUUGGCCGUUCGUCUUGCCUGUGCCUACCAAACCGAUAAUUAUGUGGCCUUCUUUCGGUAUUUGAAAAAGGCGUCUUUCCUGCAGGUAAGAAGAAUCUCUAUGGUAUCGCUUAUCUCUGGUUUGUACUUAUGCGCAGUUAGUUCUUCGUCAAUUUCAGCAAAUUAAUUGCGUUGUUGUAGGCAUGCCUAAUCUUCAAUAACCUCACUUCUCUCCGCAUAACCGCCAUUCGGACCAUUCUAAAGACAUUCCGAGGAAAGGUAAGCACUUGAAAAAACUCAUUAGCAACAAAUUUUAUAUGCGUGGAUACAACUUGGGGUUAAUUUGGAUUUGUAGUAUACUCACAUGCGUAUUUUUAGUAUCCAAUUUCCACUCUUACUACUAAUCUUGGUUUUGUCGAUGAAGAAGAAUGUGUGGAGGUGGCCACCGAGUUGGGUAUCUUGGAUGAGAUGGACAAUAACUUCAUCAAACAACCUCUGGGAGAUCUUUUGGAUGACUUUGAUCCUACCAUGGGAAAGGGAAUCGUUCAAAAUAAAUUGGAUAAAAGCUUGGCAGAGACGAUUACGAAUGGCCCUUUGGUUGUACCUGACUUCCCCAAACCCGCAAAUUCAUUCACUUCUGAUGGAUAUUACGAAAAUGAUCCGGUGUUAAGAGAGUUCUUGGAAGUCAAUGGGUUUGCAGUUACUGGCCAGAUAAGACGAAGGCCUUCGGAGGAUGUUGUUGAUGUGAAGAAACAGCCAAACAAUGCUCAGAAUCAUGGACUUUUUGCCAGUCUGGGAGAGGUGAGUUAGCUUCGGUUUAAAUAUGUCUUUUUUACUUUUAUCAAUGACGUCGAGUAUUAUUUUAGACUCUACGAAAGCCGCAAUUGCCCAGUGUUUUUCCUGUGGCCAAAGAGUUCAAAGACCCUAAAAGUGUCCCCUUCAAAUCGAUAAAACCAUCUGCUCUCAAUGGGGUACCCCCAGAUCCAAUGGCCAAAUCAGUUAGCGGAAUGGGAUUUGCACAAAAAACAAUGAGCUCAGUGUUUGGGUAAGUAUAUUUUAAUUAUGAACUCACUAUUUAGGACAAGUAUUGGUUACUCCUUAAUAUUUUAGAGCCGGCUCAUCAAAAUCGACCGAUUUAUUCAGCGAAAAGCCUAAAGAUUCGACCGGUGGUGUGUCGACAUCGUUUACAUUCACCACAAAACCUUUGGAUCACAGGAACACUCUGAAUUUGUUGUCGUCAACGAUGAAAGGAAACGAAAUAAACUCGAAUGGGUUCUCGUUUAAUGGAGCACCGAAGAAUGGAACUGAUGAAAAGAAUUCAGCGUACAAGGCACCGGUUUUUGGAAAACCUGCGCUCCCAGCGUUUCCAGCAUCGAAUGCUGAUGUUAAACCUGUAGGAAAUGGGACAAACGGAAUCUUCCAGGCCUCGAGUAUACCUUUAGAAACAUCUAAAGAUGAUGCCUCUGUUUCGGUAACGUUGCCAAUACCAAAAUCAAAUAAGGAUGAAGAAGCAGAGAAGGCAAAAAAAGAAAAAGAGGAAAGGGAACGAAAAGAAAAGGAGGAAGCCGAGAGACGACAGAAAGAAGAGGAACGAAGGAGAUUAGAGGCGUUGGAAAAGGAGAAAUUAGCCAAGAAAUUGGAAGAGGAAAGGAAAAGGGCUGAGGAAAGGAAAGUAAAACUACUCAAAAAACAAAAGUAAGGGUUAAAAUUAAGCUAAUGUUAUUUGAAAAUUUUUUUAAUUUAGGAAAUCCCGAUGGCUCAAACUCAAAAGCAAAUCGGCGACAAUCAAGGAAAACAUCGGAAAAAAGUAUUCGACGACCAUAUUGGACGAUUGCAUAGAUGAUUUCAUAUGGUUGGCAGCUCAUGCCCUACGGGAAAGAGAACAGAAGUUGGCAGAAUUGUUGCAGAAAAGAAGUUUGAGGAUGUAAGUUUUGAUAGUAAUAUGGGUAUUGUAAAAAUUAAUUGAAUAAGCAAAUAUUAUUUUUCAGAGUGAAACCGUACUUCAAGAAAUGGGUCGAUGCUACAAGGUGGAGUAAAUUCCUGAACAAGCUCCCGCAACUUGAAGCAAAUUCGUUUGAAAACCCAAAGCGAUUACUCCCUCAGCUGUUUAAUGAUAUUUCCAAUCAGCCUCCGGAGAAAAAGAGUCGAAAAUCUGCGCCUUUGUAUAAGGUAAGGUUGUAUAUCUUUCGUGAUGAAUUUUGUUUUUUAUAUCUGUUUACUGUAACAUCUAAUUUCAGGAGAUUGUUGAAUCUGAGAGAAUGUACAUCACGGAACGACGUCGUCGUUAUUGUGCCAAAGUAGCUGCAAGAAGGUGGAUGAAUUAUGUGAAAAGUCGGCGAUUCGAGGAAAGGGAGCCACCUUCCGCCCCUCAGAUUGACCUCCAAUUCCCUGCAGUCGACUUCAACUUCCGGAUCCGAAGUCCAAGGAAGAAAAAACCCAUAACUUUUGAUGAAGUUCAUGAGACCAGCUUCAACGGAUUUAAUAGAAGAACCCCGAAUUCAUCGUUUGAUUACUCAGUGCUGUCAGAGAUCAGAAGAAGACAGAGUCUCCCCAAUGCCUUCAGCACUCCUUUGGCUCCAUUGCAAGGAAGAAUGCAAGGAAUGGCAUUUAAUGGUAUGUUUGUUAUGUUCAAUUUUUCUUGUAGCGUCUUGUUUCGAUGUUCUGUUGACACUAACAGUUAGGGGAAUUAAUUUUGAAAAAACAUAAAACUUUCUGAGCAGUGUUUUUGCCUCUGCUAAAAAGUGUCGUUGUUGCAAGAAUUCUGGUUUAGUUUGUUAAUGGUUUUACGUAAUGGCCAGGAAGCAAAGUGAGGCAUGCGGUAUGUUUGUUUGUCUCGAGGGAGUCAUUCCAAUUACAUAGCUGAUAUGUAUGGUGAAGGUUGUCUAUUUGGGUUGUUCAGGGAAGUUUUAUGAUCUUUCGAUUCUUUACGUAAUGUCUAAAUUACUCCGGAGUAAAAUUAAUAAAAAAUCGUCUAGCUGAAAGGGCUGUAAAAUGGCAACAACGGGAUGAAGUCGCGACAAAGUAUAUGUAGAAAAUUAAAUCCAGAUUUCCGGACUUGAAGGCCGGGGAUAUCGUUUACAUAUUGCCCACCUUCCGUUAAUAUACAUUGUGCUGGAUUCAAAUCCGGAAACGCGUCCGAUCAUAUGGUUUGGUAUUUGGGGUUAAGUUUAGCUGACACGAGCAAGCAUUUCUACACCUGCCUGUUCUUCGGUAAUCCAUGCACCCCGUGGGAGUGA